Polistes canadensis is the source of this 4015-nucleotide messenger RNA. Its product is annotated as integrator complex subunit 5-like protein. Bases 183 to 2150 code for a protein of 655 amino acids. Gene Ontology annotation, molecular function: RNA polymerase II cis-regulatory region sequence-specific DNA binding; DNA-binding transcription factor activity, RNA polymerase II-specific. The record is from RefSeq and is a predicted model, not a curated record. NCBI's taxonomy places the organism in Eukaryota, Metazoa, Arthropoda, Insecta, Hymenoptera, Vespidae. Gene Ontology annotation, biological process: regulation of DNA-templated transcription. The transcript has 4 exons.
GAUACUACUACUACUAUUACUACUACUACUACUACUACUACUACUUCUACUACUACUACUACUACUACUAUUAAUGCUAUUACUGCUACUGCUAUACGAAAUCCUAGGAAUUGUCUAAACACAUAUACCUGAAUCUAUAACAUUCUUUUAUUAUUCGCGAUAAACGAAAAUAAAUCUUCAAGAUGCCGCGGUGUUACAUGGUUAAGAAGGCCCUGUGCAACAAGUACAUUACCAGCGUUGCCAAAGGAUUCGAAAGCUGGGGUCGUGGAAGAAACACGCCAUCUCCAACGACUAUACAGUUACCCGUUUCGCCCAUAGAAGGGAGCGUUGCACCCACUGUUGCGCAAGACAUAACAGCUACAGGGACACCUACCAUAACCGAGAACAACAAUUCAAAAGAAUCUAUGAGUAACCAGGAAGAAUUAACAAUGGAAAGUGCAUCGGAUUCACCGAAAGUACCGCACAUAGAGAUGGCAACGGUAAUAGCUUAUACGACAUCGACGAAUGCCUUAUCAACGCCAUCAUCCAUAGAAUCAUCAAAUGGAAUGAAAUUGACCGCAAUUACUACUGCGACUACAACAGCAAUAACGUUAACGACGACGGCUACGACGAUGGUGACUACGACAACGACAAAGAUGACGACUAUGACAACAAUGUCGUCGAGUUUGCCAACGUCUAAAACGCGAGAACUUGUUACCACCAAUCUUUCGGCAUCCCAUUGUUCACCGUUAAAUGAUUCAAUCAAAUCCUCCUGUCUACCAACGAGAUACUGUACCACCGAGAACACCUCUGAACACCCUAAUGACGAUAUUAAAAUAAGAUUAACGUCUUGUUGUAAUAAUAACAACAACAAUAACAACAACAAUAACAACAACAACAAUAACAGUAUAUCCUCGUCAAAUGUUUCGUCGAUGUUCAAAGAUCGUUCGCCAGCAGAGACAGAAGCUGCGCACGAUCUCUUAGAACUUUCAAGAUCUUUACCACCUUUACCCCCACCAAGUGUAGCGAUCGGUCCUCAAAGCGUUAUCGAAACACCUGCUACAGACGUUCAAGAGAUGACGGUGUACCAACCUGUCGAGCAACCAAUCUAUCAAGUAAACACUAUCGAUCUUACCGGUUCGGGUACCGUCUAUCAUCAUCAACCACAGCAACAACCACUACCGCCAACAGCAGCAGCAGCAGCAGCAGCGAGUAUCAUUUACGAGCCAACAACUACGAUCGUUCAGCAAACAUCGGGUGGUGUCUUUAUACCACUUUCACCUGUUCAAGAGAUUCUCUUCACGUAUAGUACGCCGUCCAUACCAUGUACGUCGAUUAUAACUCCGCAACAACAGCAACAACAGCAUCAUCAACCGAUUCAACAACACCAUCAACAACAACAGCAACAACAUCAUCAUCUUCAUCAUCAUCAUCAGAAUCAAACAAUCGAAACCGCACCACCAUUGACACCACCAACCUCCGAAUGCAGCAGCGAUAUCGAAAACAAUAAUCCUAAUUCUCAACCCAGUCAACGAGACAAGGAAGUUCAAACAGUUACCGAACAAACGGAAGUUAAAGCUGCUAGUUAUACUUAUGACACAUUACUGGUCGCCGAUGGCAGGUCAAAAAAUAAGAAACUCCUUUCUCUCCAGAAAACAACACCGGAAGCUGAACCACCUGAAAACUUAGAAACAUCGAAAACUGGUCGUUACGUCUGCUGCGAAUGUGGUAAACAAUAUGCAACCUCGUCGAAUUUGUCGAGACACAAACAGACCCAUCGCAGUAUAGAUUCUCAAUCAGCGAAAAAAUGCAUUCAUUGCGGCAAAGCGUACGUUAGUAUGCCGGCAUUGGCGAUGCAUAUGCUAACGCACAAAUUGACGCAUAGCUGUGGAAUUUGUGGGAAGAUGUUUUCAAGACCAUGGUUACUUCAAGGUCAUUUACGUAGUCACACAGGUGAAAAACCAUACGGAUGUGCACACUGUGGCAAAGCAUUCGCCGAUCGUUCGAAUUUAAGAGCACACAUGCAAACCCAUUCGGCGGAUAAAAAUUACGAAUGUCCGAAAUGUCACAAGUCAUUCGCCCUUAAGUCGUACCUGAACAAACAUCUUGAGUCGGCGUGUCAAAGAGAAAACGGUGACGAAAGUAGCAACGACGUUGACACCUCGCCGUAAAUGAUGUGUGCCUGAAAAACAAAAAGAAAAAAAAAAGAAUAAAAAUAUAUCGAUAAAAAUUACAAGGAAACGAGAGACGACUAAUUUCAUAAAAUAACUACAACGUAAACGUGAUUAAGUUAGCACAUGCCAGUGAAAGAAAUAAACUACGACAUCCAGGGCAAGCGAGAAAUAUGGAGAUCAACGGUGUAGAAAAAGAAACACGAGCAAAGGCUAACAUAGAUCCGGACGUUGCAGUCCUUCAAUAAAAAAAAGAAAAAAAAACGACAGGCAGAGACCAAGAGAGGGAAAGGGAGAAAAAGAGAGAAAGAGAGAGAGAGAGAGAGAGAGAGAGAGAGAGACACACACAUACACACAUAUGCAACUUUACUGAACUAGAAAGGGGAUUUCAAAGAGAUCGUUCCUCCAUUAAAUCUCGAUCUCAACACACUACUCACUCUAUUCAAUCACGCAUAUCAGACUGCAACAAUGGAUUCAUUCUUGAGAAUAACAGAGAAAGAAAUAAUAAGAGUGAGAGAGAGAGAGAGAAAGAGAAAGAGAUUGAUACUUUCGAUUGCUUCGCUUGAAAACUUUCUACAGCUGUCAAACGACAUUCUCAUUCGCAUUAGCUACUUUUGCAAAUGCGAUUACACAUACCAUACACAUAUAUACACAUAUAUAUACAUGAAUACACUUACAGAGAGAUACACGUGUUUCUUUCUAUAAGAAAGUUUCACUUACUUCCAAUGUGUGUUAUGGAAAACAAAAAAUGCCAAAUCGUUCUUCAUUAUCGAGAAGAAUUGGGAGAUGAAAUUUUGAUAUCAAACAAACGUCACUCGUGUAUCUUCUUUUCUAUCCGCACUUCGACCAAUCUGUCUGAUCUAAUAUAAAAAUUAAACAAAUAAACGUAAAAAUAUGUAUUCGUGUGAAGAUUGUGAGAUCAUCGCAUGCUCUUGGAAUAUAUCAUCGAAAAAUAGGAUAAUAAAUUCGGAUUAUUGUCAGAGAACGUUGUGAUAAUGAAUCAAAGAAAGAAGAAAAAAUUCAAGAAGAAGAAGAAGAAGAAGAAGUUUGAUCUAUAGAUCUCUGUAGAUCCAUCGAUCGAUUUCUUUAAGCUAACGAGAAGACCAGUUUUGAAUAUAUUUAUUAAUAUUUCUUAAUAAUAUAACGACAUUUUACUUAUUAAGACGAACUUACCGAAAAAUGUUUGAUGUCUUACACAUACAAAGUCAUACACACAGACACACAUAUAUUCGAUACAUACACGAAUAAACACGGGAUGCAUAUAAUUUCGUAGACGUAGAAUGAAAGACGAAAACAGUUUUAAGUAUAAAUAUAUUUCUGAAAUUUUUUAGAAAAAUUUAUUAAUUAAAUCGAAGUGGUCAACAAAAACGGUACGAAUGUCUUAUACAUAUACACACGCACACGAACGCGUAUAUAAAUGCAUACAAAAUUACGACCACGUUUGUACCCGUAAAAGUGUUAAAUUAAGGGAAAUAUAUUUCGGAAUUGAAUUAAUAUUACGUACAUGCUUACAUGCCUGAAAUUUUACAUGAACUGACAUUUUGACAAGUCGCGUAAAUAUGUUUCCGAGAAAAAGGUCGAAAAUAUAUCUAUCAAUGUCAGUAAACAUUGUUGGUGAACGAUAAACGAUAAACAAUGUUUAUCAAUUUUCGCGUGACCAUCGUCCAAAUAAAUUUCCCUUUUUUUUACCGUAACGUCGACAUGAUACGUGAUUCACGAUCAUUUUGAUAUCACGAAAUUAACGUCCUUUGAAUUUGAAAAAAGAAAGGAAAGAAAGCACAGAUAAGAAGGGAAAUGAGAAUAACGCAAAGAAAUCGGAAGAAAAUAAUGAAAACUAUAAAACCAUAUGCGAGGGAGAAACUUGG